Messenger RNA from Quercus robur (English oak), 1056 nucleotides. RefSeq lists its product as uncharacterized. The record is from RefSeq and is a predicted model, not a curated record. The coding region runs from base 1 to 1056 and encodes 351 amino acids. Lineage: Eukaryota; Viridiplantae; Streptophyta; Magnoliopsida; Fagales; Fagaceae. The transcript is spliced from 2 exons.
AUGCGAGAAAGGGAGACCCUAAAAACGUACUCGGAUAGAUACUGGGAGAUGUUCAAUGAAAUAGAUGGGGAUUUUGAUAACAUAGCCAUAAGGACCUUCAAGGUCGACCUACCUGUCGAGCAUGGCUUAAGGAAAUUUUUGACCAGGAAACCCACUAACAGUGUGUGCCAACUCAUGGGCCGAAUUGAUAAGUAUAAGCGGGUUAAGAAGGACCAACAACAAGGGAAAGGGAAGGCUAAGGUUAUCCCUCAGGAGAAGAGGGAUUUCAAGAGGGACCACUACAACAAUAACCGGCCUCACAGGGACUUUGCUGGGAAAUUAGUGUCUACCACUACUCAAAUGAUUAACAUGGUGUUCCGAGAAACAGACCAAGGACACACCACAGAAGAUUGUAGAACCUUAAGAAGUCAUCUGGUGCAACUGGUCAAGGAAGGGAGGCUGAAACAAUUCCUACAUCAGCCCAAUGAACCAAGGGGUCAAACAGGAUCAAGAUUUCAAAGGAAUGCUUUUUCUAGAGCCCCUUUGGACACCAUUAAUGUCAUCUUUGCGGCCCUAGGAAGAACUGGUUCUCACCCUUCUAGGGUGAUGUCUGUAGCCCGACCACCAGCCGAGGACUCUAGACCUGAGCUAAAGAGGGCUAGAGUGGAAAACCAACCAUCGAUAAGUUUCUCUAAGAAGAACAAGGUUGGAACCGUACAGCCACAUGAUGAUGCCUUGGUGGUCAUCCUCAGGAUAGGGGGAUAUGAUGUUAGGAGGGUGAUGGUGAAUCAAGGCAAUAGGGCAGAGAUUAUGUACCCUGAUUUGUACAACGAACUGAGCUUGAAACCUAAGGACUUGACAACUUAUGAUUCACCUUUGGUAAGCUUCGACGAGAAAGUUGUUAUUCCAAGGGGCCAGAUUCGACUUCCCGUACAAGCAAGAUCAGAGGUGGUGGAGAUGGAUUUUAUUGUAAAAGGGUACUUAUUCUCCCUACACAGCCAUUGUAGCAAGACCUUAGCUUCAUGCCCUAGGAGCUAUUUCCUCCACUCUGCAUUUAAAGAUGAAAUAUCCAUCUGA